Molecule: messenger RNA, 843 nt
Organism: Teleopsis dalmanni
Lineage: Eukaryota; Metazoa; Arthropoda; Insecta; Diptera; Diopsidae
Product: serine protease 1-like
Exons: 2
Coding region: 20-829 (269 amino acids)
Biological process (GO): proteolysis
Molecular function (GO): serine-type endopeptidase activity
Source: RefSeq, a predicted model, not a curated record
GUUUUAACUGUUGUGAGAAAUGAAAUUGCUUUUAGUAUUCGCUUUGGCCUUAGCCACCACUUCGGCCGACUUAUUGUCACGAAAUGUUGUCCACCAACGAGACUUGACAUUUACACCACUUAUUGAUGGACGUAUUACUAAUGGUAAGGAUGCAGUUGAAGGUCAAUUUCCUUAUCAAGUUGGUGCUAGCUUCUCAAGCAGUAAAGGAUCUUGGUGGUGUGGUGGUUCUAUAAUUGACAACGAAUGGGUUGUCACUGCAGCUCAUUGCACCAGCGGAGCUACUUCAGUGACUCUUUACUUUGGAGGUGUUGUACGUACCAGUCCUGAGCUUAAGGUCACAGUCAGCAGUUCAAACUUUAUUCAACACAGCAGUUACAACUCUAUUACAAUCAGGAACGACAUUUCUCUUAUCAAAAUUCCAAGUUUGAGCUUUAAUAAGAAUAUCAACAAAGUUAAUUUACCAAAGAAGGCUUCAUCUUACUCAACUUAUGCUGGUGAUGUAGCUAUUGCAUCUGGCUGGGGAUUAAUUAGCGAUUCUGCAACCGCUGUUCAUUCCAAAUUGCAGUAUACUCCAUUGGAAGUUAUUACAAACGCUGAAUGCAGUGCAGUCUUUGGUAAAUUGCUUGUUUAUUCAAGUACUAUUUGUGUUGCCACACCAGCCGGUACCUCAACUUGCCAAGGUGAUUCCGGUGGCCCAUUGGUUUAUGGCAAUGAUUUGAUUGGUAUUACUUCAUACGGCUCAUCUGCCGGUUGCGAAUCUGGUUCACCAGCUGCCUUUACUCGUGUCACAAGCUACUUGGACUGGAUCAGUGCAAAUGCUGGAAUCUAAAAACUUUUAAUUAA